Molecule: messenger RNA, 1946 nt
Organism: Megalops cyprinoides (Indo-Pacific tarpon)
Lineage: Eukaryota; Metazoa; Chordata; Actinopteri; Elopiformes; Megalopidae
Product: pre-mRNA-processing factor 19
Exons: 16
Coding region: 192-1709 (505 amino acids)
Biological process (GO): mRNA splicing, via spliceosome; DNA repair; protein ubiquitination
Cellular component (GO): Prp19 complex; U2-type catalytic step 1 spliceosome; cytoplasm
Molecular function (GO): ubiquitin protein ligase activity; protein binding
Source: RefSeq, a predicted model, not a curated record
ACGUUCGACGCGCAACGUGCAUGAGCUUGUCGCUGGAACAGGAAAACACGCAAAAACAAGUAAAAAUAAAUAAAUACAAAGAGCAAAACAAUCAGAGAAUAUAUCUGAUAAAUCAACGAUUUGCUAAGAAGAACAGGUUGUUCACUUAGGUACUGUCAUUAUCUGAUCGGACGAACAGCGGUUUUCGGAAGAUGUCUUUAGUUUGUGCAAUCUGUAACGAGGUCCCGGAGAGGCCCUGCGUCUCGCCCGUCUCCAACCAGGUGUUCGAGCGGCGGCUCAUUGAGAAGUACAUCGCCGAGAACGGGGCCGACCCCAUCAACGGCCAGCCCCUGUCCGAGGAGCAGCUCAUUGACAUCAAGGUCUCGCACCCGGUGCGGCCCAAGGCUCCCUCUGCCACCAGCAUCCCUGCCAUCCUCAAGGCCCUGCAGGACGAAUGGGAUGCAGUGAUGCUACACAGCUUCACUCUGAGGCAGCAGCUGCAGACGACCCGGCAGGAGCUCUCCCACGCCCUGUACCAGCACGAUGCCGCCUGCCGAGUCAUCGCCCGCCUCACCAAGGAGGUCACCGCUGCCCGAGAGGCUCUGGCCACCCUGAAGCCUCAGGCCGGAUUGGUCGUCCCCCAGGCUGUUCCCGCCUCUCAGCCACCAGCUGCGGCUGGUGGAGGUGAGCCAAUGGAGGUCAGUGAGCAGGUGGGAAUGACCCCAGAGAUCAUCCAGAAGCUGCAAGACAAGGCGACAGUCCUGACCACCGAGAGGAAGAAGAGGGGGAAGACUGUGCCGGAGGAGCUGGUGCGAGCCGAGGACCUCAGCAAGUACCGCCAAGUGGCGUCCCAUGCGGGUCUCCACAGUGCCAGUGUUCCUGGCAUCCUCGCUCUGGACCUGUGCCCCACAGACACCAACAAAGUGCUCACUGGCGGGGCGGAUAAGAACGUGGUGGUGUUUGAUAAGAGAGAGGAGCAGAUAGUGGCCACUCUGAAAGGACACACCAAAAAGGUCACCUCUGUCAUCUACCACCCGUCGCAGUCGGUGGUGUUCUCCGCCUCUCCUGACAGCACCAUCCGGGUGUGGUCCGUUUCCGGGGGCAACUGUGUGCAGGUGGUCCGAGCCCACGAGGCGGGCGUGACUGGGCUGUCCCUCCACGCCACCGGAGACUAUCUGCUGAGCUCCUCCGAGGACCAGUACUGGGCCUUCUCUGAUAUCCAGACCGGCCGUGUCCUCACCAAGGUUACAGAUGAGACUGCAGGCUGUGCUCUGACCUGUGCACAGUUCCAUCCUGACGGCCUGAUUUUCGGGACGGGCACCGCAGACUCGCAGAUUAAGAUUUGGGACCUGAAGGAGCGCACCAAUGUGGCCAACUUCCCCGGACACUCCGGCCCUGUCACUGCCAUCGCCUUCUCUGAGAACGGUUACUACCUGGCCACAGGUGCACAGGACUGCUCUCUGAAGCUGUGGGAUCUGAGAAAACUGAAGAACUUCAAGACCAUCACCCUGGACAGCAGCUAUGAAGUGAAGUCUCUGGUAUUCGAUCAGAGCGGGACGUACCUGGCGGUCGGGGGCUCGGACAUCAGGGUGUACAUCUGCAAGCAGUGGUCUGAGGUCCUCAACUUCACAGAGCACUCUGGGCUCGUGACGGGCGUGGCCUUUGGAGAGCACGCUCAGUUCCUCACUUCCACCGGAAUGGACCGAAGCCUCAAGUUCUACAGCCUGUAGAAUGCAUGAUGGGAAGGGGGGCGGAGCAAGAAGCUGUUCCCGUAGAGCAGAAGCUGUGAUUGGCUGGCAUUGUGUAAUGAUGAUGAGUAACCUGCGAGGGUAGCUACCCUGUCACAGAAAGGGAACUGCAGUCAAACUGACCUGUUGGACAACACAGAGGCAUUGUAGAAUUCAAACACAGAUACACACAGGCAAACAGAGACAUGCAGACACAUAUAGGUUACACACACACACACA